Messenger RNA from Lagopus muta (rock ptarmigan), 2009 nucleotides. It is a transcript of the gene IDUA, whose product is annotated as alpha-L-iduronidase. Bases 106 to 1998 code for a protein of 630 amino acids. Gene Ontology annotation, biological process: carbohydrate metabolic process. NCBI's taxonomy places the organism in Eukaryota, Metazoa, Chordata, Aves, Galliformes, Phasianidae. The transcript is spliced from 14 exons. The record is from RefSeq and is a predicted model, not a curated record. Gene Ontology annotation, molecular function: L-iduronidase activity.
CACUCCCGCGGUGGGCGGGCUCCCGUCGUCGCGUCCGGGCUGCGUUUGCGGCCGGCGCCGGUCGGCGGUACGGAGCCGCGGCCCGGCUUCGCUCCCCGCGCCGCCAUGGGGGUGCUGCUCUGGCUGAUGGUGCAGCUCGGCGCGGGCUCCGCGGCGUUUGUGGUGUACGUGGAUGUCCGGCGAGCCGAGCGGCCCCUGAGCCACUUUUGGAGGAGUACAGGCUUUUGCCCUCCUUUACCUCACAGCUCUGCUGACCUAUUUGACCUAAGCAAAGAUCAAGAGAUGAACCUUGCAUACAUUUCUUCUGUUCCUCAUGAUGGCAUUGAACAAGUUCGAAUUCACUGGUUACUGGAAUUGAUUACUGUCAGAAUGAUGAAUGAGAAACUUUACUACAAUUUUACUGCCUUGGAUAACCUUAUGGAUCGUCUGUGGGAAAAUAAGCUUACUCCAGGAUUUGAACUGAUGGGCAAUCCAUCAGGAUAUUUUCUAAAUUUUGAAGAUAAAGAGCAAGUAGUAAGAUGGAGAAACUUAGUUACACUUCUGGCCAGCAGAUAUAUAGAUAGAUACGGAUUGGAGCAUGUUGCUAAAUGGAAUUUUGAAACUUGGAAUGAACCAGAUCACCAUGACUUCGACAAUGUGUCUAUGACAGUGAAAGGGUUUCUCAACUAUUAUGAUGCCUGCUCAGAAGGAUUAAGAGCAGCUAGUAGUCUACUAAAAUUUGGAGGACCUGGGGACUCCUUCCACCCCUUUCCCAAGUCACCCAUAUGCUGGAGUCUUCUGUCUCAUUGCUACAAUGGAACCAACUUUUUCACAGGAGAGACUGGUGUAAGGUUGGACUACAUCUCUCUUCAUAAGAAGGGAGGUGGGCGUUCUCUCUACAUCUUGCAACAAGAAGUGGAAGCAGUUGAACAAAUACAGAAGUUAUUUCCAAAUUUUGCUUCCAUUCCCAUAUACAACGAUGAAGCAGAUCCAAUUGUUGGAUGGUCUAUUCCACAACUGUGGCGAGCUGACGUGACAUAUGCAGCUAUGGUUGUAAAGGUAAUCAUCCAGCAUCAAAACUUACUGAUUUCCAAAGCCAACAACACCAUUAACUAUACACUGUUGAGUAAUGACAAUGCCUUCAUGAGCUACUACCCCCAUUACUUCACACAGCGGACUCUGACAGCACGUUUUCAGAUGAACAAUACAAAGCCACCUCACGUCCAGAUGGUGCGGAAACCAGUGCUGACUGUCAUGGGCUUGCUGGCACUGCUAGGAGAAAAGCAGAUUUUUGCAGAAGUAAACAGCGGUGAAGGUGAAAGCACUGAAAACAGCACCUUUGGUGUCCUGGCAUCUGUGCACACCCCAAGUGAGCUUCAGCCCUCAGACAGUUGGCAAGCUACUCUGCUGAUGUAUUCAAGUGAGGAUAACAGGACUUCAUCCAAUGUCAGCACCAUCACAGUGAACGCCACCCACUUCCCCAAACUUAGAGAGCCAGUGUAUGUGAUGUAUUACCUGGACAACAACCAAACCAAUCCCUAUCUGAAUUGGAAAAAAGUAGGAAGCCCUGACUUUCCUUCCCCAGAACAGUUCCAGCAAAUAAGGGACGCUGAGGACCCAGUGGUAACAGGUCCCUUGCCUUUUCCUGAAAGUGGCACCUUGACACUGAAGCAAGACUUCCCUAUUCCAUCAGUCUUUUUGAUCCACAUCUGUUCAAGACCCAGUUCAGUUCCUGAUCAAGUGACCGGUGUUCGUUUCAUCCCUCUCACAAAGGGACAGGUUAUUGUGCUGUGGGACGAUGGCUGUGUAAAUUCAAAGUGUAUAAAGACAUUUGAAGUUGAGUUCUCACCAAAUGGAAAAGUCUACAACCGUAUUAAUGCCAAAGACACGAUAUUCACUCUGUAUGUCUACAGUCCAGGAAGCUCAGUCUCCGGCUUUUACAGGGUGCAUGCCAUUGACUACUGGGGAAAGGCAGGCCUGUCCUCUGUUCCUGUGGAGUAUGUUGAAGCUCUCAAGUGACUCUGAAGAGU